GGGGGGGCAGGGGGGGUACGAGUCACUUCGAGAGAGCGCGAGAGAGAGAGACUGCAGUAAAACACCACCGGCUGAUGCCGAAUUAAACCACGGCCCCUGAACGCACCGGGCUCCUCCAGGUGAGCGCGUGAUAAUUCUGCAUCGACGUCGAUCGCGCGCCGGUUCGUCCCGGUGAUUUGACGGAAACCCCUCACGCGGCGCCCCGCUGCGCUUCUCUGCGAGGAGGUCGGUUCUCCCGGUUCUCCCGGUACCGGAGCUCUGAGCCUCGUUUUCUUUAUUCUUCUUUUACCUGCUGCAGCGCGCGAGGAGGAAGCGGACGCACCGAACAGCUUUCUGGGACAUCCAUGUAUUUUUCCGGUCUGGUGGCACAGGGAUCCCCGGGGACGCGGACGUAGUCCUCCUCCUCCUCCUCCUCCUCCUCCUCCAACCCCCCCUCAGAUGGGUUAAGGAUCGGUUUGCUCCCCCUAAGUCUCCGCCCGUGCACCUGUCCUCCCCUACCUGCGGGGGGCUGUAUGAUGUAGCCCCCACCUCUGCUCCGUCUCUCUCUGCAUCACCCCCCCCCCUCCUCCCCCCUCCACCCUCCCCCCCACCAUGCCGGCGGGGAUGAAGCCGCUGGAGAAGUUCCUGAAGAAGCAGACCACGGCGCUGACCCGGGCGGGGGGGUUUGUCGGCGGGGUAACGGAGAAGGCCGGGGCGGGCACGGGGGCGUCCCGCCGCAGGGCCAGCCUGUCCCGGGUCGUGCCUUUCUUCCGGGAGACGUCACCGGAGAGCGGGCAGCCCAGGGAGGUGUUCAGCCCCGACAGCGAGGACCCCCCCUCCUGGCCCCCGGCGACGGGGCCCGGCCCGGCGGCGCCGCCCCCCGGAGACGUCCGCAGUCCGUCGCUGUCCAGCGACGAGCAGAGCUCCGAGGCCAGUCUGCUGGCGGAGAGCGGGGGGGGCGGCGGGGGGGGCAGCGGGGGGGCGCCGCUUCCCUCCGACACGCCGGACAACCUGACGCUCGCGCUGCUGGACAGCGCGGCGGGAAAACGCCCUGGAGUCUGUACAGAAACCCUGCUGGAUGACUUCCUGCUGACGCAUCCCAUCUUCCUGGCAGCCGACAGGUUCCAGCAGGUCCUGAUGCAGCAAUUCAGUCUGGAAACGCAGGGCGAGGAGUGUGGAGGCGGCGAGGAGGCGGCGAGGAAGCGGGCAGUUCUGAGUGUGGUGUUCAGGUACCUGGACACCUACAGAGAGCUGCUGCAGGAGGAGGGGGAGCGCAGCAACAGCUUCCCCAAGGAGCUGUACUUGUGUGCGGUUCAGGAGCUGAGUCAGUACCCUGAGCUCGUGGAGGACGUCCUCAAACUUCAGCGAUGGACUGAGAUCUUACACACACCUGUGUGUGUGUGUAGCUCUGUUGAGGAGAAGGAGAGCAGGAAGAAGCAGGUCCGUCCUCUCUUCAGACACUUCAGACGGAUCGACGCCUGUCUGCAGCCCCGAGAGGCGUUCAGGGGCUCCGACGAGAUCUUCUGCAGGGUCUACACCCCCGACCACUCCUACGUCACCAUCCGCAGCCGCCUGUCCUGCCGAGUCGGGGAGAUUCUGGCUCUGGUCCGAGAGAAGCUGCAGUACAGCGAGGACCAGCCGGUCCUGCCCGGGAACCUGGUCCUGGUGGCCGUGACCUCGGCCGGAGAGAAGGCCGUGUUCCGACCCAGUGACGAAGCCGUCUUCACCACGCUGGGAGUCAACACUCACCUGUUCACCUGUGAGCCCAGUGAGCUGGACUCCCUGCUUCCUCUUCCUGAGGAGAUCCACUGGACGCCCGGGGACAGCAAACUCCACGACAUGUCAGCAGAGGAGGUCGCCACUCAGCUGGUGGUGUUCGACUGGGAGCUCUUCAGCUGUGUGCACGAGGUGGAGUUUGUGUGCUACGUCUUUCACGGGGAGCAGUCGCGCUGGCGCCCCCUGAACCUGGAGCUGGUACUGCAGCGCUGCAGCGAGGUGCAGCACUGGGUCGCCACGGAGAUCCUGCAGUGUCAGUCGCUGCCAAAGAGGGUGCAGCUGCUCCGCAAGUUCAUCAAGAUCGCAGCACUCUGCAAGCAGCAGCAGGACCUGCUGUCCUUCCUGGCGGUGGUUCUGGGUCUGGACAACCCGGCGGUGAGCAGACUGCGACUCACCUGGGAGGGUCUCCCAGGGAAGUUCAGGAAGCAGUUUCAGCAGUUUGAAAGCGUCGCAGACCCGUCCAGAAACCACAAGGCCUACAGAGACCUGAUCACCAGCCUGAGACCUCCACUGAUCCCCUUCACUCCUCUGCUGCUCAAAGAUCUGACGUUCCUUCACGAGAGCUGUAAGACGUUUCACGGAGAACUCGUCAACUUUGAGAAGAUGCACAAAGUAGCCGACAUGGUGAGGAUCAUCAGGCGCUACAGGAGCAGUCAGCUCGCCAUGGAUACGGAGACGUCCCCCCCCCACCUGCAGACAAAGGCCUACGUCCGUCAGCUGCAGGUGAUCGACAACCAGAACCUCCUGUUUGACAUGUCCUGCAAGCUGGAGCCCAAAGACCCAUAGAGAAGAGGAGGAGGAAGAGGAGGAUGCUCUUGUUCAGGCAGCUGGUGCCUAGGAACCAUAAAGAGGAGGAUGGAGGGAGGUCUUCUGCUUCUGUCCCUGGAGUGUCCUCACUUCCUGUCCACUAACCCUUAGAAGAGCAGUAGAGAUCUACAUUAUAGAAAGAGAAGAAGAGUCGUCGCCCCAGUUGUAAAGAGACAGAAUAUUAGCAGGAAUAAAAUCUAAAUAAUGAGGUUAUUAUUAAGACUUUAUUUACCGUAUCAGUUUAAUUAAGAUAUAUACAUAAAGUACAGUAAACACCUUAUAUUGUUUUAAUUUCAUAAAUCCCUCGUAACACAAACUUUAACUUCAAAUAAAUCAGGAUGUUCUAAAAACAAACCCUAUAUAAUUGUAAUGAUAAUACAACAGACCUUUCCAAUUAUUGGCAUUGAUAAAGUUAAUAAUUAAAAUUAAUGAGCUUUUAUCCAAAGCGACUGAAGACCCUCCACAGGGCAGCAGGACACUCAUCACUCCUUUGGUUUAAAGAUCUACGUUUGACUGAGAAUUCUCAGAAUAUUUCUCGUUCUUUUACAACCUGAAACCUCGUCAGUAGCCCCGCCCCCUGCUGCGGGCUGACCAAUCAGACAAGACCUUGAGUGGGCGGAGCUGAGGACAAGCUUUAUCUCCAAUAUGUUGUUUUUUCUGGGGAUGUAGGAACAUCUGAACAAUAAUCCCAGGUUACGGAUAAACAUUUCAGGAUUUCUAUUUUUCCAUCAAACCAAACUGUGGAUUCGAGAGGGGGGGGGGGGCUGGGGCGCCGGUCGCGGUGCGUUCGUGGGCAGUGGGAGACGAGAGCGAAUAGAUGCUGGUUUUCUACCAAACAUUCGCCGAUUGUUUUUUCUUUUUGUUUUCAGAAAACCUCGAUGCUGCCAUUAAGCGUUUAAAGUUCUCUUUAAAGGACCAAACCGCUGCUUUUGUGUGGGGUAAUCAAUUAAGUAGGGGAGCAAUCGCUAACAGCUAAUGGCUAACAGCUAACAACUAACCAAGAUCGCCAUUGGAACAAAAGCUCUAAGCUCAUUAUAAUAAUGACAAUAAAAAUAGAAUAUUUAAUGUCAUUUGAGAAAGAAAAAUACAAAAAACUGUUUAUGAUCCGUUGCUCCUCUGGUGUACAAACUAAGAUGUCUUCAAUAACCAAAUUGGAUUUGAAUUCAAAACUAUUAAUGUUUCAUAUUUCUUUCUCAGCUGGUUCCAGAGUUUCCACUAUUUAAAACUAACGUAAACAACGUGUGUAUGGUCCUUUAAGAAAAGUGAACUGCUGAUUGGACCGAUGGUCACAUGGUCACUUGACAGAGGACGUCACGCCUGAGAGACCAAUACAGACGCUUCUUUUGAUUCUGUCUCAUCGACCAAUCGGCUGCGGUUCAGUCCGAGGCAAUAACAAGUGAAGCCACUUGGUCGACUUUUCGCAGCAACAAAGCACUUUUUGCCAAACCUCAGGAUUCAGAGACAAUGAGAGGUUUUGUUUACUCUUUAUUAAAUAUUCCUUUCAGUAGAGUCCGUUCAGUUGAGUCCAGCUGUGAUGCAACCGAUUGGUUUUGUGUUUGUACAGCUGAUCGCACGUCAGCCAUAUUUACUACGACAAUAGAAACCUACACGGUUGUUUUCUUUCCUGCUUUACUUUGGUUUCUUCUUCGUGCUCCGAAGAGCUUCUCUCCCCAAUGGCGGACCCAUUGAUGAGGACGGCAUGCACAUGCUGCGACAUGCUACGACCUGCUACGACAUGCUACGACAUGCUGCGACCUGCUACGACAUGCUACGACAUGCUACGACAUGCUGCGACCUGCUACGACAUGCUACGACAUGCUGCGACCUGCUACAACAUGCUGCGACCUGCUGCGACAUGCUACGUCAUGCUGCGACAUGCUACGACAUGCUACGACAUGCUGCGACCUGCUACGACAUGCUACGACAUGCUACGUCAUGCUGCGACAUGCUACGACAUGCUGCGUCAUGCCGCGACAUGCUGCAACAUGCCGCGACAUGCUACGUCAUGCUGCGACAUGCUACGACAUGCUGCGACAUGCCGCGACAUGCUACGUCAUGCUGCGACAUGCUACGACAUGCUGCGUCAUGCCGCGACAUGCUGCAACAUGCCGCGACAUGCUACGUCAUGCUGCGACAUGCUACGACAUGCUGCGACAUGCUACAACAUGCUACGUCAUGCUGCGACAUGCUACGUUGUGCUGCGACAUGCUGCGACCUGCUGCGACAUGCUACGUCAUGCUGCGACAUGCUACGACAUGCUGCGUCAUGCCGCGACAUGCUGCAACAUGCCGCGACAUGCUACGUCAUGCUGCGACAUGCUACGACAUGCUGCGACAUGCUACAACAUGCUACGUCAUGCUGCGACAUGCUACGUUGUGCUGCGACAUGCUGCGACCUGCUGCGACAUGCUACGUCAUGCUGCGACAUGCUACGACAUGCUGCGUCAUGCCGCGACAUGCUGCAACAUGCCGCGACAUGCUACGUCAUGCUGCGACAUGCUACGACAUGCUGCGACAUGCUACAACAUGCUACGUCAUGCUGCGUCAUGCCGCGACAUGCUGCGACAUGCUACGUUGUGCUGCGACAUGCUGCGACCUGCUGCGACAUUCUCUAAUUGCAAACAGAUUUUUAGACAGAGAGACAUAAUAUUUUGAGAUAAACAGAUGUUUGAAACAUAAAAACAAUUGUAAUACGAUGUUUAUUGUAAUACAUAAUGGACCUUUUUGUUUGAUGGGAUGAAACUCUUCACAGCAUUACGACAGUUCACCUGUUUGCCUAAAUUGUAUGAAAAGGUGUAAAAGUUUUCAAUAUGUGCUCCGCUCUUGUGGCAGUGAGACUUUGUUCAUUCUCCAUCUGUAUCAUAACUUCCUGUGUGGAAAAGAUCAGAGACGGCGAUCUCGUCCACUUCCUGUCCAGGUGGAACCUCUGGAGACACUUUAAGACCCAACCCACACUUAAAGUUUACUUUAUUCUUAUUUAUUUAGUUUUUAUGGCCUGACUCUUGUUUUGGUAGUUUAGGGACGUCAUGGACAAAGCGAAACUAUUUUAAUAGUAAUCCAUCCUAAGCUCAAGAAGUUGUUAUUUAGCUCAUCUUUUACAUCUUAAACAUUUAUCUAGCGACUUGAUUCUGGAUGAGACAAAAUCUGUGAACCAUCUCAACAACAACUUCACUAUCUGAACUCUUUCUAAUGUGGAGCCUUAAAACCUUUUUAAAGAGAGUUCCAAGUUUCCAGAACGCGAUUCAACAUUUUUCUGAAAAUUCCAGAUGUAUUUUUUGAGAACCGAGGCGUUCAUCCAGUGAAGAUGACGUCACCUCAGGACCACCUCCUGGGCGUCGCUCCACAGAACUGUUGAGUUAAACCCACCGGACCUUCCUGUGAUUCGGACCAAUCGUAAAUCUUCUGGGAUCUAUGAUAUGGGGGGGGGGGUCUCCGGGGUCGAGGCCGUCGCCGUGGCGCCCGCGUGAAAACACGUGUAAAUAACGCAACCCUGUAAAUAGGCAAAAACUAACGGAGACUCUAUUUUAUGUAUGAGCCGACUCAAGGAGAAACAUUUGAUCCGAGGUUUUUUAUUUGUAAAAGAGAACGUGUACAGGAAGAAAGAAAUGAUGAAUUUAUGACUUUAUGAAUUAUACACUAAGUUCUGUUUGAACGCUCUGUUGUUUUCUAUCUACGGCUUCGGGUUGUUUGUUUGUGUGUUUGUUUUUGUACAGAAGUGGUUGUUUACAUCAAUACAAUGACGGCCCGUGUGAUUGGGGCAGAGGUCUUGGAGGAGGCGGGGACUGAGAGAAGUAUUGAUACGAUGUAUAAAUGUUAAAAUAAUAUUGUGAAAUCUCGAAAAAUAUUGAGACUUAAUUUUAAUUUUGUUGCAUUAUUCAUUCUUUAUUAACGUUUAGCAUUUCUUACUAAGGAGCCAUAAUAUAAUGUUACAUAAAGAUGACGUCAUAAUAAACUCUAAAACAGUGAGAAAGAUCAUCAGGAAAAAUCAUUUCAUUAAAGCACACUUUGGAAUAAAUUAAGGCAUUAAACUCUUAAUGUAACUUGUUACAAAAUGACAAAAUUAAUUCAUGAACAUAUUCAGAUCUUUCUUGUAAAAUUACAACUUCUUUCAUAAAUCUGUUCUAUAAAAGUGAAAUUCAUGAUUUACAUUUAUUAAACUUGAGAAAUGUUACUCACAAAAAGAUAAAACACGAUAAAUUUCCCCUUUAUGACGUCAUCCUCGUGUCUUAUGUUACGUUUCAUCCUUUUUGUCAGAAGCUUCUCGUGUUUCAGUUUCAUUUUUCGGUCUGAAUCGUUAAAGUGAGAUUGGAAGAAGUUCAAAGAUGAGUUUAAUGAAUAAAUAUCGCUGAGGUUUAAGGCGAUUAGAAUCGUGUCUCGUCUCCUCCGGACUCCGAAGGCACUGAAAUAAAAACCUCUGGCCCACAAA
Molecule: messenger RNA, 6987 nt
Organism: Pungitius pungitius (ninespine stickleback)
Lineage: Eukaryota; Metazoa; Chordata; Actinopteri; Perciformes; Gasterosteidae
Gene: rapgefl1
Product: Rap guanine nucleotide exchange factor (GEF)-like 1
Exons: 16
Coding region: 592-2541 (649 amino acids)
Biological process (GO): positive regulation of GTPase activity; Ras protein signal transduction
Cellular component (GO): plasma membrane
Molecular function (GO): guanyl-nucleotide exchange factor activity
Source: RefSeq, a predicted model, not a curated record